Patella vulgata (common limpet) is the source of this 1743-nucleotide messenger RNA. Its product is annotated as ribosyldihydronicotinamide dehydrogenase [quinone]-like. Gene Ontology annotation, cellular component: cytosol. The record is from RefSeq and is a predicted model, not a curated record. Bases 85 to 975 code for a protein of 296 amino acids. The transcript has 5 exons. Gene Ontology annotation, molecular function: NAD(P)H dehydrogenase (quinone) activity. Lineage: Eukaryota; Metazoa; Mollusca; Gastropoda; Patellidae.
CAUUUUACUGGCCAGAAACAGAAUCGAACCCGGAACCUCCUAGUUACCCCAAGAAAGUCUUGAGUAUCCCAACGGGUACGGGGUAUGCGCCUUCAUAAUAUGCUAGGUCCUCUCAUUAGGAGGAAUGAAAGACUCCUCAAAAUUGCACAAGUUGAGAAUAAAAAGAAAAUGGCUGCUGUAAUUAAGAAUGUAUUGAUAGUAUAUGCUCAUCAAGACCCAUUGUCUUUUAAUGCUGCUCUCAAGAAUGCUGCAGUCCAGACCUUAGAAAGUCAAGGUUAUAAGGUCAAGGUCAUUGAUCUGUAUGCUCAGCAUUUUGAACCAAGAGCUACCAGGUCUGAUAUAAUAGGUGAAUUAUAUGAUGCUAAGAAGUUUUCUUAUGUACGAGAGGUUGGAAAGGCUUUCAAGGAAGACCGUCUGAGUCAUGACAUAAAGACUGAGAUGGAAAAACUAAAGGAAGCCGACCUGGUUAUUUUCCAGUUUCCGCUCUAUUGGUUUAGCAUGCCAGCUAUACUUAAAGGAUGGGUAGACAGGGUAUUUGCUAAUGGAUUUGCUUAUAAUUAUGCCAAAGCACAAAUAUGUGAUAACGGUCUAAUGUCAGGAAAGAAAGCAAUGUUAUCAUUGACAACUGGUGAAGCCGAUACACAAUAUACUAAUAUAGGAUUAAAGGGAGAUAUAAAUAUUAUAUUAUGGUCAAUGGAGUAUGGUAUUUUACGAUUUGUUGGAUUUGAUGUUCUGAAAGCUCAGGUGUCUUACGGGCCAGCAAUGGCGGCCGAUACCAAACGGAAGUCCAUGCUUGAUAACUGGACAACAAGAUUGAAGGACAUAGCCAAAGAAAAGCCAUUAGAGUUUAUUCCGAUUGAAAAUUUUGAUUAUAACAAAGGUGGCCAGUUGUCUGAAGAAUAUGUCAAUCGCCAUAAAGAAGAUAAAACAUCACCUACCAUUGGUCAGAACAUGGGGAAACUACUACCCCAAUAGGGUAUAUAAUCUGCGGACCCUUAAUAACAAUUUGGGAAAGACCUUUAUAUAUUAGUUUGUAGUAACAAUUUGCAAUUCGUAAUGAUAGUAAUAAUUCUUAAACUGUUAAAUGUGGAAAGGUAAUCUUACUUUUUUGGUAUAAUCCAAAUUAUAUUACAAUCCAAGAACUGAAAAAUAUAAUCACGUGGAAUAAAGUUGGUGGAAAAGCGAAGAUCAUGAAAGAUACCCAAUCUGAACCCAUGACAAGAUAAAAACAUUGUCAGUGCUUACAAAAUCGUAUGGCGAAUAUAUCAAUAUUUUUGGGCAUCCUUUCAAGAUCAAAAUUAAUGUACAAGAAUAUAAAAUGCAUAAACCAUUACUAUUUUGCAGGUUCAUUGAGAGUGCCACAAGAAAGUCGCCUGGCACCCCGCCCAUUUGUCUUUUUGUAUUUUUUAUUGCUUUGUUUGUUUGUUGGGGGGUUGGAUGGCUGAAUGGUUAGCGUGCGCGCGCUGUAUCAUAAAGUCUGUCAUUGAGUCAACUGGCGUGGUUUCGAAACAAUAUGUUAGUCCCGAAAUGACCUAGUUUGUGUCGAGGAGUGGACGUUAAACCCCAUUUCUUUCUCUUUGCUUUGUUUGUUGUUGUUUGCUUGGGCUUUUUACGGGGGUGGGGGGGGGGGGGUAUAAUGUAAUUAUUUAGAAUCAGUUGAUUGUUCUUCGAAAAUCAAGCAUUUUACGUUACUUAAUAUGUUCUGUAUAUGAUGUAUAUUUUGAAAUAAAAUGUAAUCUUUUC